GCAUCAUCUAAAAAAGUCCCCAUCCGUGUUCCGGGAGGAGAGAUGUUUGUUAGCUAGUUAGCAUCGCUGCUGUCUAGCUUCAAAGCUCACAGAAAACGUGUGUCCAUGCCCAGUGAUGGCAGCUGACCAGACAGAACCAGAGGUACCGGAGAACGCAGUGGGCAGGCGUGUGUCGUGUAAUGGGGAGCGGGCCACGGUGCGGUUCGUGGGUGUGGUGCCGCCCACAGCAGGCUUGUGGCUGGGGGUGGAGUGGGACGAGCCAACCAGAGGGAAACAUGAUGGGUGCCAUGAAGGAGUCCAGUACUUCACUUGCAGACACCCUAAAGGUGGUUCCUUCCUGCGUCCGGCCAAGGCCAGCUUCGGGUCGGACUACCUGACGGCGGUGAGGCGCGUGUACCACGUUGACGCUGAGGCCGUGCUCAGCGAGGAGAUCUCCAUCUCCUCCAAAACUCUGGAGUGGGCGGCCAUCAAGGAGCGCAGUUUAGAAAGUCUUCAAACAGUUCUCCUUCAAGGCUGUGAGGUGAACGGGCCUGGAGCAGAUGGAGAGAUCCAGAAGACAACACCGAAUGUGACAUUGUUGGACCUGAGUGCCUCUCUGCUGUGCUGCUGGGACGACAUGGUCGCCAUCAGUCAUCAGCUGGAGCACCUGGAGGCUCUUCAGCUCAGCUUUAACAGACUACGUUUGCCCUCUGACCCCGUGGCCCACUGCCAAGCCUUCUGCAACCUCAAAGUACUCACCCUCAUCAGCUGUGAGCUCACCUGGACCCAGAUCCUGCAGUGUGCCCCCAUGUGGCCGCAGCUGGAGGAGCUUAUCCUGGAGGACAACAACAUCAAGGAGCUGCAGAGGCCUGAGGGUGUCUUGCAGAAGCUCAAAUGUCUCAACUUGUCCAAAAACCCUGUGGACCAGGACAGCCUGAUUAACAUGGCCUCUCUGCUCAGACUGGAGCAGUUGAACAUGGCUGAGACUGGAUUCUCCCACAUUAAGUUCCACGACGCUGCUGCAGGAGGUCAGACGGCCAUGUUUGCAUCACUGAAGAACCUCAACUUGGACCGCAACAACAUCACUGAGUGGCGUGUGAUUGACGAGCUGGCCAAGUUGUCCGCUUUGGUUCAACUUUGUUGUCGUGGCAACCCGCUGGCCAGCAGCGACCGAAACCCUCAAACCGCCAAUCAGAUCAUCAUCGCCAAACUGGGACGACUGGAGGUCCUCAACAACUGCAAGAUCCACUCUCAGGAGAGGAGGGGGGCCGAGUGUGACUACCUAAAGAUGUUUGGCGAGGAAUGGCUGCAGGCGAGGGGGCAGAGUCAGCUCAUCGAGCAGUUCACAUGUCAGCAUCCUCGCUACAUGAGCUUGGUUGACAAAUAUGGCGCUCCAGAAGAAGGCGAAGUGAAGAAGCGACAACCUUUUGCGCUUAAAAAUCAACUGUUAAAGAUCACGUUUAUCUUUGCUGACGACAGUGACAGGAGGCCCGUGGAAAAGAAGCUUCCGGCCUCCAUGGAGGUCCAGAAGGUCAAAGGUCUUCUGUCCAGACUCAUGAAGGUUCCUUCAGCUGACUUGAGACUCAGCUACACCAGCGCCAAGGUUGCUGACAGAGAGUUUGAUAUGGACAGCGACUUGAAGACAUUGCUCUUCUACGCCAUUGACAACGGAGACCACGUCCUGGUGCGCUGGCUCUAAACAUACACACACACACACACAUAUAUGCACGUACCUCACGCAGAGACUGAAAUGUGAACUUUCAUCUCCAACACACAUGUAAAACAAGCUUGAAAGUCAAGUGACCAGAAGAAGAGCAGCUGUUAUGUUGCCAUGGCUACACGUAAGAAGCCUUACAGCACCGCCUGCUGCUGAACAACUUUUUGCAUUUUUUUUUGCCACUCCCCCAAGCUGAUCAAUAUUUGAUAGACUCAAUCAAUGAAAGAAGAUAUAUACAUGAAGUUUGUAGAAUCAUCUCACUAAAAUAAAAAUAAAAGGCCAACACAUACA
Messenger RNA from Dunckerocampus dactyliophorus (ringed pipefish), 1987 nucleotides. It is a transcript of the gene tbce, whose product is annotated as tubulin folding cofactor E. The record is from RefSeq and is a predicted model, not a curated record. Lineage: Eukaryota; Metazoa; Chordata; Actinopteri; Syngnathiformes; Syngnathidae. The transcript is spliced from 17 exons. Gene Ontology annotation, biological process: protein folding. Bases 116 to 1678 code for a protein of 520 amino acids. Gene Ontology annotation, molecular function: alpha-tubulin binding.